AGUCUCCCGCCAGUUGAAUCCAAAGAAAAUCUGGCUCUCUGCAUUUGGUUCGUCAGUCUACACACUUCUUAGCCGGAGCUUAACGGAAUUGCAACCGGAGUUGAUAACACAACAGCAAACGGAGGUGUUGUUAUUAUUAUUAUUAAUGCUGCGGUUUAGUUUCUCAUGGCACUCACACUUUCAGAUUGUGCUAGUGGGAAGCAAUUGGGGUAUGUAAUUAUCUUCAACUCUGGAGGGGGACAUCAGGUUGCUUCUGAUAGAAGAAUGAGGUUCACCCAUUUUCUUUUGAACAUAUCGAAAACGCAUAUAAGAUCCAAGCACAAGUUUGCAAAAAAACUGGUAAAACAAAUAGAUGUGGAUGACAUUCAAAGUAAUUUUGCGGGGUCAAAGUUGUUUACUCAGGCAUCAGCGCUGAUGGGUUAUGAUGGUUUUGAUGACUUAAUUGAGAAUGGAACAGUUGAAAAGCUAUGUGGUCUCGAAGAUGCUAUUGAUGACAUUGAUCUCAACUUGGUGUGUAAAAGGUUUCCUUCAAUUGUUUUGGGUAGUUCUCCUCCUGUGAAACUAUAUGAUGAGACUGCAGAGAAAUCUGAAAUGAAGAGCCUUCUAGCAGCUGAAACUUAUAGAGGAAUUGUCUCAGAUGCUCUGGGUAUGAAAUGGGUUGAUCCUGAUGAGUUUUAUGAAGAGUUGUCUUAUGAGGACGUCCCUCCAAGUUCAAAAUCUUCCAUAGCUAAACAAGAAAAAGAUGAGAGUCCAUGUGUAAUUACUGAGCCAAGAGAACAAAAAGUCUAUUUGUCAAAAGAAUCAAAAGAGGAAAAUGUCAAUAUUUUACCAUUACAUCCUGAGGAUUUGCCUUCAGAAGCAGAAGAUAAUUUAGAUCAUAAAAUUAGCAUGAAGGUUUCUUCUACGAAAGUUGUGCCCGAAUCAAUAUUAAGUGGCGCGCUUCUUGAUACACCUAUUAGUUGCAUUCCUGGGUUAAGUAAGAGACAAUGCAACCAGCUGGAGAACUGUGGAUUUCACACGUUUCGGAAAUUGCUGAACCAUUUUCCUCGAACAUAUGCUGAUUUGCAAAAUGCACAAGUUGGAGUUAAUGAUGGACAGUAUUUGAUUUCUGUUGGGAGAAUUUUAUCUUCCAGGGGAAUUAAAGCCAAUUCUUAUUUAUCAUUUCUUGAGGUAGUUGUGGGUUGUGAGGUUGCAGAUGAUUCUCAGCAAAAGGACAUUGAUAAUGAAAGAAGAAAAACCAUUUAUUUGCAUUUGAAGAAUUUUUUUCGAGGUGCUCGUUUCACUUAUCAACCUUUUUUGAAGUGUCUUGAAAACAAGCAUAAGCUGGGAGAUGUUGUUUGCGUUAGCGGCAAGGUUAAGACUAUGAGCACCAAAGAUCACUAUGAAGUGAGAGAAUAUAAUAUUGAUGUGCUGAAGGAUGAUGAUGACUCGUCUCUUCAUCCAGAAGGGAGGCCAUAUCCUAUAUACCCUUCAAAGGGAGGCUCAAAUCCUAACUUUCUUCGGGACAUUAUUGCGAGAGCUGUACAAGCCUUGGGUCCGGGUAUUGAUCCUAUUCCAAAAGAAAUCACUCUGGAGUUUGGACUUUUAAAUCUUCAUGAUGCAUAUAAUGGGAUUCACCAACCGAAGAAUGCGGAGGAGGCUGAUUUGGCUCGUAGAAGACUUAUAUUUGACGAGUUCUUUUAUCUGCAGUUAGCACGCUUAUUCCAAAUGCUUGAGGGUCUGGGAACUAGAAUGGAGAAAGAUACAUUACUGGACAAGUAUAGAAAACCUGAAUCAAAUGCUCUUUUAAUGGAGGACUGGUCCAGUCUUACCAAGAAACUUUUGAAGGCCCUUCCAUUUUCGCUUACUUCUAGCCAGCUAAGUGCUAUUUCAGAGAUCAUAUGGGAUCUAAAGCGACCUGUGCCUAUGAAUCGACUUUUGCAGGGUGAUGUUGGAUGUGGAAAAACGGUGGUCGCUUUUUUGGCGUGUAUGGAAGUUAUUGGCUCUGGUUAUCAGGCAGCUUUCAUGGUUCCUACUGAGUUGCUUGCUGUCCAGCAUUAUGAGCACUUGCUUAAUUUGCUAGAGAAGGUGGAUGAGGAAAAAUUCAAGCCUGCUAUUGCUCUCCUAACAGGUUCAACAUCAUUGAAACAAGCGCGGAUGAUCCGUAAGGAUCUCCAAAGUGGAGACAUCUCCAUGGUCAUUGGAACACACAGUUUAAUCUCUGAGAAUGUAGAAUUCUCUGCUUUGCGUAUAGCUGUGGUGGAUGAGCAACAUCGCUUUGGUGUGAUCCAGAGAGGAAGAUUUAAUAGUAAGUUAUUUAAAACUUCUUUAAGUUCAAUAAUGGAAGCAACAAAUGUCAACGGGUCCUCAAAAGGUGAUGUCUAUAUGGCCCCGCAUUUUCUUGCUAUGUCAGCCACUCCCAUCCCGAGGACACUUGCUUUGGCAUUGUACGGAGACAUGUCUUUAACUCAAAUUACUGAAUUGCCUCCAGGAAGAAUUCCAGUUGAAACACUAGUAGUUGAAGGAAAUUUCCAGGGCUUUGAGGAAAUCUACAAGAUAAUACUUGAGGAAUUAAAAUCAGAAGGAAAAGUGUAUCUUGUGUACCCGGUCAUUGAACAGUCUGAGCAGCUGCCUCAGCUUCAUGCUGCUUCUGCUGACUUUGAAGUUAUAUCAGGCAGGUUUCCAGGUUACAAGUGUGGACUGUUGCAUGGUAAAAUGAAGAGUGAUGAAAAAGAUGAUGCACUGAGACGAUUUAGAUCCGGAGAAACGCAGAUUCUUCUUUCCACUCAAGUGAUCGAGGUUGGUGUCGAUGUUCCAGAUGCAUCCAUGAUGGUUGUCAUGAAUGCUGAGAGAUUUGGAAUUGCUCAACUACACCAACUCAGGGGACGAGUUGGACGUGGAGCAAGGAAGUCCAAAUGUAUAUUGAUGGCAUCCACAAGCAGUAGCCUUAACCGUCUAAAGGUCCUGCAGAAGUCAUCCGAUGGUUUUUACUUGGCAAAUGCUGAUCUUCUUCUACGUGGACCUGGUGAUUUGCUUGGCAAAAAGCAGUCAGGACACCUGCCUGAGUUUCCUAUUGCGAGACUGGAAAUAGACGGGAAUAUUCUGCAAGAAGCACAUGAUGCUGCACUGAAAAUUUUAAGUGAUUGUCAUGAUUUGGAGCGAUUUCCGAAACUCAAGACGGAGCUUAGCAUGCGACAGCCACUUUGUCUUCUAGGUGAUUGAUAUAUAUCAAAAAGUGGAGAGGUUUUGCUCAAUCUUGUAAAUAAAAUCUGUGAUUGUAGCUUCAGGCAAAUUAGAUUUGAUGUAAAUGUUGUAGUGGUAGUUUCAAAUGUAGUUUGGUUCGGUCUCUCUGUUGCUGUUAUUUCUACAAUUUUAUUUUCGGAUACUGCUUUGGAUCUGCAGAUGACCAAAGAAAAAGGAACAAGUGGUCAUCAUUGCUCUUGAAAUCGUAUGUCAUGAUAAAUUAACUUGCA
Messenger RNA from Mercurialis annua (annual mercury), 3452 nucleotides. RefSeq names its product ATP-dependent DNA helicase homolog RECG, chloroplastic. Gene Ontology annotation, biological process: DNA recombination; DNA repair. Gene Ontology annotation, molecular function: DNA helicase activity; nucleic acid binding; ATP binding. NCBI's taxonomy places the organism in Eukaryota, Viridiplantae, Streptophyta, Magnoliopsida, Malpighiales, Euphorbiaceae. The record is from RefSeq and is a predicted model, not a curated record. The coding region runs from base 166 to 3201 and encodes 1011 amino acids. The transcript has 18 exons.